Portunus trituberculatus (swimming crab) is the source of this 4137-nucleotide messenger RNA. RefSeq names its product coatomer subunit beta'-like (gene beta'COP). The coding region runs from base 125 to 3724 and encodes 1199 amino acids. NCBI's taxonomy places the organism in Eukaryota, Metazoa, Arthropoda, Malacostraca, Decapoda, Portunidae. Gene Ontology annotation, biological process: intra-Golgi vesicle-mediated transport; intracellular protein transport; endoplasmic reticulum to Golgi vesicle-mediated transport. The record is from RefSeq and is a predicted model, not a curated record. Gene Ontology annotation, molecular function: structural molecule activity; protein binding. The transcript has 21 exons. Gene Ontology annotation, cellular component: COPI vesicle coat.
ACUGGAAGUGUGUCUGCGCAUGCGCCGGUUUGUUGACACGUCGCUGUGGUGGAUUGUGGUGUAGGCUGGCCACAGUGAAGGCAGGAGUUUGGACUUAAAUACAUCAUAUUCACAAUUAUCCAACAUGCCUCUCCGUCUGGAUGUGAAGCGGAAGCUGACGGCAAGAUCUGACCGUGUGAAGUCAGUGGAUCUGCAUCCCACCGAGCCAUGGAUGUUGGCUUCACUCUACAAUGGCAAUGUGCACGUGUGGAAUAUUGAAAGUCAGCAGCUGGUCAAGAGCUUUGAGGUGUGUGAUCUGCCGGUGCGAGCCUCCAGGUUUGUGGCUCGCAAGAACUGGGUGGUGACGGGCUCAGAUGACAUGCAAGUACGAGUAUACAACUACAACACUUUGGAGCGAGUGCACCAGUUUGAGGCCCACUCCGAUUAUGUGAGGUGCAUCGCUGUCCAUCCCACGCAACCCUUCAUCCUCACCUGCAGCGAUGACAUGACCAUCAAACUGUGGAACUGGGACAAGAAGUGGAGUUGCCAGCAGGUGUUUGAGGGACACUCCCACUACGUGAUGCAGAUUGUUAUCAACCCCAAGGACAACAACACCUUUGCCUCCGCCUCCCUGGAUCGCACUGUCAAGGUGUGGCAGCUUGGGUCUCCACAGCCCAACUUCACCCUGGAGGGCCACCAGAGGGGAGUGAACUGUGUGGACUACUACCACGGUGGAGACAAGCCGUACCUCAUCUCAGGGGCAGAUGACAGCCUGGUCAAGAUCUGGGACUACCAAAACAAGACAUGUGUGCAAACGCUGGAGGGACACUCACAAAAUGUGUCCUCUGUGUCCUUCCACCCUGAGUUGCCAAUCAUCCUGACUGGCUCUGAAGACUGCACAGUGCGAGUAUGGCACGCCAAUACCUACCGCCUGGAGAACACCCUCAACUAUGGGUUGGACCGGGUAUGGUGCAUCUGUACCCUCAAGGGAUCCAACAAUGUGUGCUUUGGCUAUGACGAGGGCAGCGUUAUGGUCAAGGUGGGACGUGAGGAACCAGCGAUGACUAUGGAUGUGAGUGGAAAGAUUGUUUGGGCAAAGCAUUCAGAGAUCCAGCAGGCCAACCUCAAGGCCAUGGGUGAUGCAGAGCACCAGGAUGGCGAACGGCUCCCCUUGGCAGUAAAGGACCUAGGUGCCUGUGAUAUCUACCCCCAGACCAUCGCACACAAUCCUAAUGGAAGGUUUGUGGUGGUGUGUGGGGAUGGUGAAUACAUCAUCUACACUGCCAUGGCUCUGCGUAACAAGGCGUUUGGUCCUGCCCUGGAGUUUGUGUGGGCUCUUGACUCCUCAGAGUAUGCCAUUCGAGAGUCAAACUUCAGUGUCAAACUUUUCAAGAACUUUAAAGAAAAGAAGGCAUUCAAACCAGACUUUGGAUGCGAAGGUAUAUAUGGUGGCUACCUCCUGGGGUGCCGGUCUAGCACCACGGGUCUUGCCUUCUAUGACUGGGAGACACAGGAGCUGGUGCGACGCAUUGAGAUCCAGCCCCGCCUGGUGUUCUGGUCUGAGAAUGGCGACUAUGUCUGCAUUGCUACUGACACCAACUACUUCAUUCUUAAGUACAGUGCAGAGGCUGUGGCCAAUGCUAGGGAGAAAAAGGAAGGGGUAACGGAAGAUGGAAUUGAGGAUGCAUUUGACUUAGUGGGUGAGGUUCAAGAGGUAGUGAAGACUGGUAAGUGGGUCGGUGAUUGCUUCAUCUACACAAAUUCUGUCAACAGACUGAACUAUUAUGUUGGUGGUGAGAUUGUGACAAUUGCUCACUUAGACAGAACUCUCUACCUCCUUGGUUACAUUCCCAAAGAGAACCGGUUAUACCUUGGUGACAAAGAGCUCAAUGUGGUGUCUUAUGAACUCCUUGUCUCCGUGCUGGAGUACCAGACAGCCGUGAUGCGCCGUGACUUCAACACUGCAGACCGCGUUCUACCUACUAUCCCCCCUGCCCACCGGACACGUGUGGCUCACUUCCUGGAAAAACAAGGCUUCAAGAAACAGGCUCUUGCAGUGUCCACUGACCCAGAGCACAAGUUUGACUUAGCAUUGAGCCUUGGGGAGCUGGAUGUUUGCCACCAGCUGGCGGUGGAGGCAGGCUCUGAGCACAAGUGGCGGCUGGUAGCAGACUUGGCACAACAGCGGGGUGACCUGCAGAUGGCCCAGACCUGUUUGCUACGUGCCCAUGACUACCCUGGACUGCUCCUGCAAGCAACAGCCACAGGUAAUGCAUCGUUCAUCCAGGAAGUAGGAAAGGAGGCUGAAGGUCAGGGCAGGAACAAUGUAGCAUUCCUCUCUCACUUCCUCACUGGCAACCUAAAAGAGUGUCUGGAGCUGCUCAUCAAGACCAACAGGAUUCCAGAGGCAGCAUUCUUUGCCAGAACAUACAUGCCAAGCGAAAUCUCCCGUGUGGUGGAGGUGUGGAAACAGUCUGCGGGAGAGAAGAUUGCACAAACCCUGGCUGACCCAUCCCAGUAUGACAACCUCUUCCCAGGCAUUAAGGAUGCCAUGAAGACACAACAGUAUUUGGAGAAGUCCACUAAACCCAUCCCUGCUGCCUCCACCUCCUCUGUGCCUGGCAACCAUGAGCGUGACGCCUUGGAGGAGAUGCGGGCGGCAGAGGCAGCAGGAAGCUUUGUGUACCAGCCGCCAGAAGGAGAGGACCAGGAGUUUGUGGACGCUCCACAGCAGCCUGAGGGAUCAGGUUGGGACUUGCUGGAAGGGACAGGAACAGGUGCCUCAGGUGUGUUGAAGGAGGAGACAUUGUUUUCCAUGGCUGCCAGUGAACCGGUCCCUGCUACUGCCUCCACCCCUGUGUCUGCCACAGGCCCCAUGUCAGGUGACCUGCUGAUACCCACCCCUGCUGCUGCCACCACUCCCUCAGACUUAGUGAAAGAAGAUGAAGAGAAUCUACUGCUGGUGAAGGAAGAUGCAGCAAAUGUACUGACAUUAGAAGAGGAUAAAGAAAUAAUUCAGCCCGGUGCCAAAGGUAAGCUAGCACUUGGGGAAGGUGCUGAAGUUCAUUUACCAGAUGAGAAGGAUGAAAAUCUGCUCCCUGUGAGAGAAGAUGAAGAGAAUUUGCUUCCAGUAGAUGAAAAUGCAGAAAUUCCCUUUUCAAGAGGGAAAGAAAAGAUGGCAAUAGCAAUGGAGGAGGUGGAUGAUAUUUUGUUGCCAAAGACAACAGAUAAGGUGCCACAAUCACAAGAUGACUGUGUCCCAACUCUGAAAGACAAGGAGGAGGCUGAGCAGCAGCAGACCUCAGAGGCUGCAGCAGUGCCUCACCCCUCAGCCAGUGCACCCCUGGACUGGGAUGAUGAUGGAGCAGAGGGCUGGGACCCAGAGGUGGAAGAGAUGAUAGUGCACCAAGACCAUGGUGAGAGUGCUGACCAGCAAGAUAGAAGAAGUGCUCAGAAGAGUUCCUUUAACCCGUUCAAUUUAGAAUUUGAAAAGUUUUUCCCACCGGGAUUAACAUUAAAAAAGGUCCUGCCACAAGCAAGCUCUUUAGGGAUGAUCGGCCCCUCGGUGCCUCGGUGCAGAGAACCGGGCAGGGGAGGUAAUCUAGCAGGCAGUGCAUCCAGGCCCACCAUAGACCAGGCGCAGCUUGAGAGGGAGUUGGAGUUGGACAUAGAGAAGGUCCGCAUCGAAGACAACAUUGAUCCUAAUGACCUAACUGUGGAUGAAGAGGAGUUACUGGCUGACUAAGAUGCAGCUGCUGUUGGAGAGAGAGUGAGUUGGUUGCUGCUGUAGAAGGAUCAAGUGGACUGACUGCUGCAGUACAUUUGAGUUGUUGUGUAAAUAACAAGGUUAUAUAUGUGUGAAUGUGAACUCCAUAGCUUAGUGUCAAGUUUAAGGGCUUAUAAUUUUUUGCAGGCAAAACUUAAGAGAAAAACAACAGUAUCAGAUUUUUCAAAGUUUUAAAGACCCUAACAGAUCAAGACUAGAAUCUUAGGUGAGGGAGUAUUUAUAGUUGUUUUGAUCCCUUACACUGGAUAUAUUUUUAUGAAUAGGAGAGUAAUACACAUAUUGUUUUCUGUUAUUCAUUUCUUUAAACUUUCAUUCCAUGUCCUUUUUUCCUCUUUUUUAUUAUUACUUGAAAAUAAAAUAUAUCAGAGAAA